AAACAAUAUGGCUGCGGAAAACUCGUGGUGUCAGGAGCUUUACUCUUGAUUUUCAUGUAAGAGUGAUUAACUGGCCGAUGCUUUCCCUUGGACAAAAUAGGGAUACACUGGCCUCUCUCUCGCCGCUUUCUUGACAACACAUACAGCUCCUCUCCAUUUGCCAAAUUUUUGAUCCAGACACCUGUAGAAACAAGUAACUACUGCAGCGUCCUCUACAUGCAUAACUAGGAAUUGGUUUUGGGACACAUCCUGGGUAUUGCAAAAAGUGAAUGACUGGAGUCGCCUGACAUUCGUCAACACCUACAAUUGCCUUUACGGUUCCAUUUAGGAGGCAUAUUAAAAGACCAACGCUCACUGCACCCACACACGCGCAACGUGUGAUUAAUAACGAUCGAUUACGAAUUACUUACGAGGUAUGAUCGCAAUGUAUCAUCGAUGAAGAAGCUGAAAAAAACAUCGGAUAGCGCGAGAGGCGGGCAAGCAGCAGGUGCGCUGAAUGCGAGCGGAGAUGCAUCACCCACUCGCGUUUGCAGAGAUUUCCUACGGAACGUGUGUCACAGGGGCAAACGUUGCAAAUAUCUGCACGAGCGAUCCGAGGACGACCCUGUGGAGGAGUAUACAUUUUGUCAUGACUUCCAGAACGGAAUGUGUAAUUGGCCUGGAUGUAAAUUCCUUCACUGUACAGAAAGCGAGGAGAAACGUUUCAGGGCGACGGGAGAACUGCCUGCUCAUAUUCUAACCAGGCUGAAAAGCACCAAUGAGAAAUCAGAGUACCCUAUGUGCAAAGACUUCAUCAAGGGUAGCUGUCAAAGAACGAAUUGCAAAUUUAGACAUUGGAAAGGCGAGGAACCGCAACACAACUUGAUCGUGGCUUCUCAUCAUAACGUGUCCAGACCACAACACAAUUUCAAUGGUCCUAGUAAUGGGGAAAAUCGCAGAUACGAGGAAGAUAGGAACUUUCAUUGGCAAAUGGAAGAUCAGCAUAACUUAGUUCCAAACAAUAGCUUCAACACAUCGUCACAUCCUCCUGAUUACAUAGGUCCACCCGAACCAAAGAGACGAAUAGUUUCUGGUGAAACUGUUGUUCAUUUUGAAGCUUCGCCACUCGUCGGCCAACAUACCGCACAGCCGGUCACUUCAGGGUAUUAUUAUCCAGUGAUACCGCGGAACGAAGCCAGAGCAAUUGUAUUAGAGGAUGAGAAUGCAUUAUUAAGGAAAAAGAUAGAAGACUUAAAGAAACAAGUGAGUGAUUUAACAGCAACUAACGAGUUUCUUCUGGAUCAAAAUGCCCAGCUAAGAAUGUCAGGGAAACGAACUGCUAAUGUAACAGCAGUUACAGUUCCAGCAGUUACCAUUACCAAUACUGUUCCACCAUCGCAAGCUCCAACGCCUCAACAAAUGGUCAACGCAGCAGUAGCUGCUGGAACGUUGCGUACGGUAACUGCAAGUGUUGCAACUGUCCCUGUAAGUAUAGCCACAGUUGCACCUGUGUCUAUAGCAGCGGUUUCGAUGGCACCAGUAUCUAUACCACCACCCAUCGUUACAAUGGCCCAACAAACGAUUACGAUGAGCGGUUCAGGUCCGCAAGCGACUAAUCAACAACCACCUAAUACACAACAACCUGCCAGUUUACCUCUUUCGAUAUCUGGUGCAACUGCACCAAUGGUUUCUUAUCCUAUUAUGACUCAAGAACUUAGGCCCGUGUUGCAGUAAGUCACAUAUGAGAAAGGGAACGUCAAACGAUACCUUAAUCUCACAGACAAGUCAACGUUUGUUUUCUGCAACGUUGAAACAUUCAAACGAAUGUUUUCUGCAUUCAGUCUUUCAAGAUAAUAACGUAUUUCUAUUAAUUCUUUAAGCAUAUGUGGUGAACGCAUAGAAUAGAUAUAUCUAGAGUCGAUCAAAAAUAUAUUCUUUAGAGAAAUGCAACGUUGAAAAUAUCACACUAAUUAACGAACACAACAUCCUAGAUAUUUAUGUAGGAAAUCGUAAAAAUUAUCGUACAGGACAAACGUAACGAUCAUAACUGUUUUUUCAGCAGUAUGGUUUAAGUGGAAUGCCUUUAUUGAAGUCCUUUAAAUCUAGUAAUUUCGUUUCUUUUAGUGAUAUACCCUGGAAAGGGUAAUUAUUUUUUCGAUAUUAAUAUAUGCAACAAAAUAAAUAUCCAAAGUGUGUAUAGAUUUAGACUAAUAAGAAUACUGAUCUAAAACCAUGUUAAUGGUUGAUAAUAUUCUCCUAUUUUUUUUGAUACCUUAGUAUCGUGAAAAUACAAAUAAUUUUGUAGAUAAUUUUUUGUGUCAUUAAAAUAAUAAUCGGAUGCAAAAAAAAACUGUAAAUUAAAAAAAACAUAGGUAAGUGAUGACUCGUUUAGGCUAAUAUGUUAAGAUAAGUACAAAUUAGGGUGGAGUAUGUAAAUUAAAUAUCUUAAAAGUUUAAAGUUAAGGUUUACCGCUGCUUUGAAAAUGGUGGUGAACUUUGCGACUGUUCUGUACGCAGUUUUGUAAAUAGUACCGCUGCUACCUGGUUUUGUCACCAAAAUUUUUAUACUUCCAUUUUUAAGAAAUAAUUUAAUUAUCUUUAUAAAAUAGUGAUAUUUUAACAUAUUAAGUACUUGUUACGGUUUUUUGUGUUUUUACAAUUUACUUAAGUAAAAAAUUUUGAGUUCGCGUGAUGAAUUCAAAUCGUAUGACUACGGAUUCAAACUGAUCAAUAAAUAUAAGAAACAGGUACAAUAAAGACUUGUAAGGUGCAUCCUGUAAACCAAAUAAACGUAUAGCUAUUUGUUCAA
Molecule: messenger RNA, 2788 nt
Organism: Hylaeus volcanicus
Lineage: Eukaryota; Metazoa; Arthropoda; Insecta; Hymenoptera; Colletidae
Product: zinc finger CCCH domain-containing protein 10-like
Exons: 6
Coding region: 436-1713 (425 amino acids)
Molecular function (GO): metal ion binding
Source: RefSeq, a predicted model, not a curated record